This is a messenger RNA of Corvus hawaiiensis (hawaiian crow), 564 nucleotides long. RefSeq names its product serine/threonine-protein kinase PAK 3-like. The coding region runs from base 43 to 564 and encodes 173 amino acids. Gene Ontology annotation, biological process: protein phosphorylation; regulation of axonogenesis; regulation of MAPK cascade. The transcript is spliced from 6 exons. Gene Ontology annotation, cellular component: cytoplasm. NCBI's taxonomy places the organism in Eukaryota, Metazoa, Chordata, Aves, Passeriformes, Corvidae. Gene Ontology annotation, molecular function: ATP binding; protein serine/threonine kinase activity. The record is from RefSeq and is a predicted model, not a curated record.
GCCCUCGAUGCCAGCACAGGACAACAGGUGGCCAUCAAGAAAAUGGCGCUUCAAGAGGAGAUGUCCGAGGAGCUGGCUGUCAAUGAAAUCGUGGUCAUGAGGGACAGUAGGAACCCCAAUAUUGUUACCUACUUAGACAGCUACCUGGUCGACGGGGAGCUCUGGCUGGCGAUGGAGUUCAUGGACGGCGGCACGUUGUAUGAUGUACUCGGGGCAGUGUACCUCGAGGAAGGACAGAUAGGCGCUGUCUGUCGGGAGUGCCUGCAAGGACUGCAUUUCCUUCAUUCCCGCCGAGUCAUCCACAGAGACGUCAAAAGCUGCAACAUUCUUGUGAGCAUGGACGGAUCUGUGAAAUUGGCUGACUUUGGCCUCUGUGCUCAGCUCACCCCUGAGCGCGACAAGUGCAGCUCCAGCGUCGGCACUCCCAGCUGGAUGGCGCCGGAAGUCGUGAGAGGAGAAGCCUACGGCCCCAAAGUGGACAUCUGGUCACUGGGGAUCGUGGGGCUGGAAAUGGUGGAAGGGGAAGCUCCUUACCAGAGGGAACCCCGUCUCAGGCUAAGGUAG